CUUUGUGUUAACGCUGCUCUACACAGUUCAUAGUGGCCACAUUCCUGGUACCGUCUAGGUUACAGUAGUCGUUCAUGUGGAGCACGUUGUGAGGCAUCCGUGAGAAAGCCACUGGAUACCCAUUCAUCUUCAUAACACUAAAGAAAGUAGGAUACUCGAAUCGGAAAUAGGACUUUCUUCUACUGAAAGGAGACCAAGAGCUGACCAGGCUCCUUGGUGUCAAGAGUUUCUCAUCGGAACAAGCAGAGGUAAAAUCGGACACUAAAUCUGUGUCCAGUCGGCUAAAGCCUGAAGUGUACAAGUGCAUGAUAUGGAUUAAAAUCUACUGAGCCAAACUGGAGCACCACAGACGAUCGAAAAGAAGGGGAAGGGGUCGCAAGGAGCGCAAGGAGUCGGUGAAUUUACACCAUCAGCGAGAAAGAGCGUGCUUGCGAUCCAACCCCAAGACAAUGUCGCCAAAGGACAAACCCAAAAAGCCACCCAAGGACAGUAUGACGUUGCUGCCUUGCUUCUAUUUUGUGGAGCUGCCCAUCGUGGCUUCGUCUAUUAUCUCACUGUAUUUCCUUGAGCUGACUGAUGUCCUUCAGCCAGCCAAAGUGGGCUUCCGCUGCCACGACCGCUCACUGAGCAUGCCGUACGUGGAGGCGGGAGACGAGCUCAUCCCGCUGCUCAUGCUCCUCAGCCUGGCCUUCGCUGGCCCUGCCGCCUCAAUCAUGCUCGGGGAGGCUCUGAUGUACUGCAUGCAGUCCAAGCUGAAGCGUCGACCUGGCUCAGAGGCCAGCAUCAAUGCUGGUGGCUGCAACUUCAACUCCUUCCUGCGUAGGACAGUGCGAUUCGUAGGUGUCCACGUGUUUGGCUUAUGUGCCACUGCCCUAGUGACUGACAUUAUACAGCUGGCUACUGGCUACCACACACCCUUCUUCCUGACAGUGUGCAAGCCUAAUUACACACUGCCAGGUGUGGCCUGUGACAAAAACCCCUACAUUACCCAGGACAUCUGUUCUGGACGAGACCAGUAUGCAAUCUUGUCUGCCAGAAAAACGUUCCCUUCCCAGCAUGCAACGCUUUCCGGCUUCGCAGCUGUCUACAUAUCUAUGUACUUUAACUCCAGCAUCUCGGACAGCACCAAGCUGCUGAAGGCCAUGUUGGUGUUCGCCUUCGCUAUCGCCGCUGCGCUAGCCAGCCUCACCCAGAUCACACAGUAUCGCAGCCAUCCUGUCGACGUCUAUGUGGGCUUCGUCAUUGGAGCGGGAAUCGCCGUUUACCUGGCUCUAUAUGCUGUCGGAAACUUCAAACCCUCAGAAGACUCCACCCCCCGGCCCGUGAGGCAGUCCCACCAACCACAGAAGGACGCCCUGCGGGCGCUGACACAGCGCGGCCAUGACUCCGUCUACCAAAAGGCCCAUGCCUCCGAGAGCAACGAUGAGCUGGCAACCCCAGCGCAAGCUCCCGGCCUCAACCGCAAGGUGCAGCGGGAGAAGGCCUCCAUGGGCAGCCUGAAGAGAGCGAGCGCUGACGUGGAGCUUCUGGCCCCCCGCAGCCCCAUGGGGAAAGAGACAAUGGUGACAUUCAGCAACACGCUUCCUCGAGCCAACACCAAUGGUGCAGAAGAGCCUGCCCACGCCCAGCGUCACAUGACCUUCCACGUGUCUCUGGACACGCAACGCUCCAAGCAGCUGGUGUCUGAGUGGAAGCAGAAGUCUGUGGAGAUGCGGAGCCUGAGCCUGAGGGACGACUGCCAGGAGGGCAGUGCCAUGGAGGGAGAGGAGGAGUCAGACGGAGGCUCCAAGGAGGAGCUGGGCAUGCCGUCUUCCCUCUACCCCACUGUGCAGGCCAGCAGGGCGGCGGCAACACCAGGGGGUGCCAGAGUGACAAUGUCUCAGAGGCCUGGUGCCCCACAGCUGGUCCACAUCCCAGAGGAGGCAUCCAGGCCUCCACCCGUGUCCCCGAAGAGCGCCACAACCAGGGCCAAGUGGCUCUCCAUGACGGAGAAGGGCGUGCCCGUGCCAGCAGCCACACCAGAGCCGCCACGUCUCCCCAACCAACCACGGGUUGUGCAGGUCAUCGCCAUGUCAAAGCAGGCUGGCCAGGUCACAGUGUCCACACCCAGGUCCUCUGAGACGGCCUCGUCGUGUGCGACAUCCAGCACAGGCUCGGAGUCGCCCUACUACCGCAUCCAAUCCGAACGAGACAGCUGCAGCAUCAUUACGGUGGACGCUCACGGCCCACACCACCCCAUCGUGCGCCUGUCAUCAGGCAGUGCCAACACCUGGCACUGGAGAAGCAGCACCAAUGGCAGCGUCGAAGUGCACGAGGCUAGCCGCACGCUGCCCAGGCACGAGUACCGGCACGUCAAAACGGACUCGUUCAGCUCGUCCGGCGGUGAGCCCAGUCCGAGCCUGCUUCCACCCCCACCACACCCUGACUUGGUGCUGGACAGCCACAGUCGUGAGCUGCCCACCCACCGCAAGCCCUCCAUCUCGGGCAAGGACUGGGACCCCGGGCAACCCCACCCCGAGCCUGACCAUUUCUUCAAGAACCUGCAGACAGACAGGCUGUUCAAAGAUGGAGGCUUGUAGAGCAACGGGACGCACAAGACUCUUUUCUCUGGCGGGUGGGAUUCAUUUUGAAUAUGUCAUGUUUCAUUGGGGAGCGGGGGAGAAUACCACAGCUCUUUUGGCUGUCUCGCAAAGAGCAUCUGGAGUGGAUCAGUGCGCAGGAGAGCCAGCAGGCGUGCACAGACGCCAGCGAGCAGGAAAGACCUUACGCAAUCUGGGAAGAAAGCUGCCCUGCAAAUCUGACCAUCAAGAAGGAGAUGGCAGUGGAUUCACUCCAGUGGAAUAUGAAACCAAACGCUAAUUAACACAGAUGUCAGAAGGCUCUGCCGGCUUCAUGAGUUUAUAGCGCGACUACACUUGCCGAUCCACAUCAAGAAGCCAUUUGAUAUAUUUGAGGACCUGAUUAUGUUCCAUUUCUAACAUAUUUCUAAUUGUAAUUCUCCAUAAUAACGUUUCUGUCUGUCAUUGUGCCAUAGGCUUUCAUGCAAACAUAAAGAUCUACCAUUUAUUGGAGGAAAACUGAUUUACUUCUGAGGACCUCUGAGUCAUGUAGAAUGUUAAGAACAGAGACUUUUGCAUAGCAGAUCUGGACAGAAUACAGGCAGUUUGAGUGCAGUCUUCCCUAGCACUCUUUUCCAGUGACUCUUUGAAGAUGACUUGGUUUAGUAGGCUUGGUAACUUUGACCCUUUUUAUACUUAACCAUUGGGAACUGUUGCUUGUUUGUGUGUUGCAUGUGUGUUUAUUUAUGUGUGCUAAGCCGUGGAAGGACUGUUAUAUAUCAGCAGAAAAAAAAAACUUCUUUCAUAUUGCUGCCUAUUGUUGAGCUUUUGGUAACAAAAUAAAAUUGCUAUUACAUUCCUUCA
Molecule: messenger RNA, 3422 nt
Organism: Electrophorus electricus (electric eel)
Lineage: Eukaryota; Metazoa; Chordata; Actinopteri; Gymnotiformes; Gymnotidae
Gene: plppr3a
Product: phospholipid phosphatase related 3a
Biological process (GO): phospholipid metabolic process; phospholipid dephosphorylation; signal transduction
Cellular component (GO): plasma membrane
Molecular function (GO): phosphatidate phosphatase activity
Source: RefSeq, a predicted model, not a curated record